UCUACAAAAGCCAUACGAGCUCCUAUUGAAUUUCUCCCCGCAAUAUUGCAAUUUGCAUCAGGGCAAAAAAGACUACCCUAUUCUGCACCUAAGAUGAUGGAGAAUGCGAAGUUGAAGCAUCUUUCCACCGCUGCCAACGAUGUCGUCCGGAGAUGUGCUCUGAAACUAGGCACUAGUGUUGAUAAAUUGGAGGAAGAGAUCGAAGCCGAAUAUUGGAAACCAGACGAGAGCACGAGUAAUAUUUGUAGUAAUGGAUAUUCAAGGAAGCUUGUGGAAUUUUGUAGUGCAAAGGCCCUUGCACAGGAGACGUGCCUAAACAUAGAAGAAAAUAUUAACGAUGGAUCAUUUAGCCGUUUCACGUUCGACAUGAUGAUUGCAUGGGAGAUGCCACGCUCUGCGGAUGAGGAGGCUUCUACGCAGGAGUGUGUGGCCAAAGAGAGAGAAGACAAGAAGAUACCUGUAAAAGUGGAUGAAGAACAAGAUGAUAUUCCACUUUUCUAUUCAGACGUCAUGCUACUCCUUGUUGAUGAUGGGCCAAAAGUUGGAGAAGAUGGAUUUGCGUGGUUUGCAUCACUGGUUCCAUUAGUUGCAGAUCCUGUUAAUGCAAGAUUUACCUUUGAAACUCUGACAACACCGACAGGCAAUCGGCUAUUUUUUCCUGCAUACGACAAAUUUCUAAAAGAAGUUGACAAAUGCACAAUACAUUUGCAUAAACAAGCCACACCAAAGGGUGUGGAGCUGGCUUACGAUGAAGUUAUAUUGCAUGUUGAGGGAACUGCAACCUCGCAGAGAGUGAUACGGCACAUCGGAGCAGGAAGUCAGCCUGCCUUUCCAGGUAGGCUUACCCUUACCAAUUAUGCUAUCUACUUUGAGGCUUCGGGAGUAAUAACAUAUGAAGAUGCAUUCAAAAUAGAUCUUUCAAAGGACACUGAACAUAGGGUGAGACCAGCUUGUACAGGACCAUGGGGUGCUCCACUUUUCGACAAGGCCGUAGUGUACGAGUCCCCUGAAUUAUCAGAAGAAGUGGUGCUUGAGUUCCCUGAGGUAGUGAGCUCCACAAGACGGGACCAUUGGCUUGCACUCAUAAAGGAGAUUAUGCUCAUGCAUAGGUUCUUAUCAAAAUACAGGGUGGAAUGUCGAACGCAAGCUUGGGAAAUUCAUGCAAGGACAAUAUUGGGGAUCAUAAGGCUUCAUGCUGCAAGGGAAUUACUAAGAAUAUCAGCCCCUGCUCCAACAAAAUUCUUAAUUUUCGCUUUGUUUGAUGAGUUGCCAAAGGGAGAUUAUAUACUGGAAGAACUUGCGGAGAGUCUAAAGAAGGUUAAUAGUAGGCACCCUUGCAGUGCAAGUUCCAUCCUCGUGGGGCUAAAUAUGUUUCUACCAAUCAUCUCAGAUGUGGAAGCAAAAGCAGUUGGUGAUAAAAGUAUGUGUGCAGUGGCUUUAGAUGAAAACCAGACCACAUUGGAAACUGUUAUUAACCAAGCUAGAGAGGAAGAAAAGAAUAUUGCUAUUGCUAAAGCUACCACUGAGGGUUUGAACGUGGAAGGAAUAGCUGAAAGCGCCUUUAUCUUUAAGGAGCUGCUAACGCCACCUAGAAGUGCAGUACUUUGGUUUCAAGAAAUUCUUACAUGGGAAAGACCUGCAAUUACCCUCAUGGUGCUUGCUGCAACUCUUAUAAUGAUCUACAAGGAGUGGGUUGGAAAGGCAAUCGCAUCUUUCCUUUUAUGGGUUGUGGCAAAGAUGCUUCAGGCAAGAAGAAAAAGGAUUAAUGAAAGGUGCAAUGAGAUUGUAGUUUGCACAGCCUCUGACCAGACUACAAUAGAGAGCAUAGUCUCAGCUCAGCAUGGAUUGCAAACUGUUCAUCAGUUGCUGCGAAAAGCAAAUAUAGCAGUAUUGAAACUAUGGUCAAUAUUCAUCUCAAAGGCUCGUGAGCAUGCAGAUAUGGUAAUGAUAGCAAUGAUUGGAUUAGCUAUCUUACUAGCAGUAAUUCCAUUGAAGUUCCUUCUUAUGGUGACCACGUUGUGUUUCUUCUCAAUGACAUCAAAGCUAGGGAAGCGCACGGGAAGCUGUCAAGAUCAAGGGAGCAGACGGCUGAAAGAAUGGUGGGAUUCGAUUCCAGUUAUCCCUGUCCGGGUUGUAGACAGCCCUACUUGCAGCUAAGCUUAUUCUUAUUUCAUUGAUUUUUAGAUCGAUCUUGUGCUUGUUUGUAAUAUAUACAGUACCUUCUCCCUCAUGUCGACGGCUCUCAAUGCUUGCAUUAGCAGUUAUGACUCAUGGAAUAUGCAAUAUAUCAUGGGAAAAGGAAUAAUCAGUUCAUGGAUA
This is a messenger RNA of Carya illinoinensis, 2319 nucleotides long. RefSeq lists its product as uncharacterized. The transcript is spliced from 10 exons. The coding region runs from base 94 to 2157 and encodes 687 amino acids. The record is from RefSeq and is a predicted model, not a curated record. Lineage: Eukaryota; Viridiplantae; Streptophyta; Magnoliopsida; Fagales; Juglandaceae.